This is a messenger RNA of Pseudogymnoascus destructans, 741 nucleotides long. RefSeq lists its product as uncharacterized. The coding region runs from base 1 to 741 and encodes 246 amino acids. NCBI's taxonomy places the organism in Eukaryota, Fungi, Ascomycota, Leotiomycetes, Thelebolales, Thelebolaceae. The record is from RefSeq and is a predicted model, not a curated record. The transcript has a single exon.
AUGCCAUUACCGCUACUACGCCACGACUUGCAUUAUAAGGACCUAGAAUCGACCUUAGGUUUGGCAGAAGGAGCAUCAAUUUCAAGUUCUGCAAACCAAACUGAUGAACUUUAUGAUCCUAAUUUCAAAUCCGAAACCUUCUUUUACACUUUGGGCAAAACAGCUCAAGAGAGACGUGAAUCUAUACUUGCAAAUCGACAUGAAAAGGCUGAAUGGAAUGUUGAAACCUUUGAUGAAUUCCAGAAACUAUCUGUCACCAACCAGAAAAUGGCAUGGACUUUGCACAAGAACAUUCUUCAGGACUAUUUGGCCCUAGCAGAGGACUCGAAUUCGAUACUGGCUGAAAAGGAUGAUGCCAUUCUCCAGUUACAGGAACUGAUCCAGAGCAACGAGCAACAAAUCACAGAGCAACAAACAAUUCAGAAAUAUCUUGAAAAGCAAACCCAACAAGCUCUGAAGAAUGAACCAGGACACCACUCUCACAGUCGACUGUCAGCUCGGAUUCCAAACCCUCCAAUCCUCACAGAUGGGAUAGAGCCAGCAUUUGAAGACUGGGUUAUGAAAAUUCGCCUCAAGCUCGAAGCCAACAUUGAUCAUUUUCCAACACAGACUUUACAAAUGAGCUACAUUCAGAGUCGACUGGGAGGACUGGCAGUUCGAUAUGUCAAUCCAAGGCUUCGACCAAACUCUAUAAAAAAUGACUUUGGCUUCCUUUUGUCUUCUUGUUCCUUGAUCCGCUAG